GCCGCGUUGAACUGGUUGACGUAUCAUUAAAUACAUUCUGCUACACAGAUCAUCACAUCUUUUUCUUAAAUAUAAGGUCUUAUAAAAGAAAUUUCAUUAUCAUUUCAAAAUAGGAGACUUGGUAGUUGUCGAAGAAGCGAUUGUGUUUAUUAUUUAUUUCUAUAGGCCACUAGUGUUACAGCAAAAUGGGACUGACAAUAUCGAGUGUUUUCACAAGACUUUUCGGCAAGAAACAAAUGCGUAUUUUAAUGGUUGGCUUAGACGCCGCCGGUAAAACUACAAUACUUUACAAGUUAAAGCUUGGCGAGAUUGUCACUACUAUUCCGACUAUCGGCUUCAAUGUCGAAACGGUGGAAUACAAAAACAUUAGUUUCACGGUUUGGGAUGUUGGUGGUCAAGAUAAAAUUAGACCUCUCUGGCGUCAUUAUUACCAAAACACACAAGGACUUAUAUUUGUAGUAGAUUCAAGUGAUACAAAGAGAAUCGUGGAAGCUGAAAAUGAACUGGCUAAUAUGCUCAAAGAAGAUGAAUUGAAAGAUGCCGUUAUCUUGGUCUUUGCUAAUAAACAAGAUAUGCCCAAUGCAAUGACAGCAGCUGAAUUAACAAACGCUCUAAAUCUAAACAACCUUAGAAACCGCCGUUGGUAUAUUCAAGCGACUUGUGCAACACAAGGCCAAGGUCUCUAUGAGGGAUUAGACUGGCUCUCCAAUGAACUUGCAAAGAAAUAGGUUCUAGAUCUAAUCAGUCACUGGGAACAAAAUUGACAUUCCCGAAAUGACUGAAACCUUUCCAUAAUGAGAAUGCAGUUCCAGUAAUACUGGAUACAAAAGACUACUAUUAUAUCUAAUUAUAAACUUUAUAUGUUUAAAUGGUCUUUUUCCACAAAACAUUGUUAACUUUUGACUUUAUACUUGCAUUUUUUACAUUAUAUUCUCAUCCUGAUAAUGCAAUUGUAACUUAAUGUAAUCAAGAAC
Papilio machaon (common yellow swallowtail) is the source of this 974-nucleotide messenger RNA. It is a transcript of the gene Arf102F, whose product is annotated as ADP-ribosylation factor 2. Gene Ontology annotation, molecular function: GTPase activity; GTP binding. The transcript has 4 exons. Gene Ontology annotation, biological process: intracellular protein transport; vesicle-mediated transport. Lineage: Eukaryota; Metazoa; Arthropoda; Insecta; Lepidoptera; Papilionidae. Bases 186 to 728 code for a protein of 180 amino acids. The record is from RefSeq and is a predicted model, not a curated record. Gene Ontology annotation, cellular component: cytoplasm; plasma membrane.